CGAGGAAAUAACCACCUUUCCUUUCUCUUUCACUUUUCCUUUGUCAAUUAUCGAAACAAAAGGAAAGUCCUUUGAUUUCUGUUUUCUGUUUUCUGUUUUCCCUCCAGACCUGUGCAAUUUCCCUCCCGAUGGGAAAUCAACAGCAAACUCUGGAGUCUGGACAAUUUCAUCUUCGUUUCCCUGGCCAUUGGAACUAUAAAUCUCAAACAUAUGUGCAUCUAUACCAUAAUGUCCUUUGAAUUAUUCGAUCCUUAACACUUUCCUCUUUGUCGCUUAUGCAAUUCAAAGCCUGGUUCUAUCAAAUCUGUUUUUUUGUUCUUAAAUUGUUUUUCUUUUCUUUGAGCUUUGGGAAAUGCCAGCGUGGGUUUCAAACCUAAAGAACCUGAGAUGGGUUAUUCUGUUAAUGGGUGUUUUGAAUUUUUUCGUGAUCGUUCUGUGUGUGAUUCUAAUAAUUGUGGUGUACCCAGUUUGUGGGCAUGCACAUACUAUUCCUUUUCAACUCAUUUUGUUGGCUUCUUGCGUCAGAAUUGUUGCCACCAUCCGAACUGGGAUUGCGCAGCAAGCGACGGCCACAAUGAUCCUCAAAUCUCCGGUUGAAAGCGAAAUUGUUGAUACUGUUAUUCGCCAUGAAAGACGGAAAAGGUAUAUGAGAUGGCUUUGGUGGACACGAUUUGUAACAGUAAUUUCGGUGCUGCAAUUUGUGGGAGCAGCUUACCUCAUCUUCAUUGUGGUUAAACAUGUUUGUCAACAUGGAACUUCAAGGAACUGUGUAUCAGGGCAUGUUUUUAAUGGUGCCAAGUGGCAGCGGCAUAUACUUGUCCUCUUUUUGGUCAUGGUAUGUUACGUGACACUGGGACAAUGUUUCACGGGAACUGAUGUGUUACGAUGGAGAUCUUUUUAUGCAACCAAAGAUAAUGCAUGGAAAGCUCAUUAUCAGGAGGUUUUUGAUCAUGGAAUUCGUGAGGCUUUGUGCUGUCUGGGACGUGUCAAAUACUUGAGUGUGUUUGCAGAAGAUGAAGUUUAUUCAGUGGCACGGUUAUUGGGUGAUCUUGUUGCUUAUCGCGCAGCAGGAACCGGACAUUUGGAAUUCUUAGCAGGACUAGCUUUACUGCAAGGGCUCAGUGAAUCUCCUAAAUCAUAUGAAGACUCUGAGGAGGCACCUGAAGAGCGAAUAUAUGGAGCUGCUACUUUUCAUCAAUUUGCUGAAGCAGCCUAUACGGGUAUGCUUCUCGAUUUUGGACGAAAUCCUGUAUGGUUUCCUUUUGUGUGGCUCUAUAGGCAGGGGAUUUUGACUCCAUGGAAUCGGAACAGGCGGCCUUUACUUGAAGGUGAUAACUGGUGGAGAGGUCAUGCAGCAGCUUUUUUAAAGUAUGUUAAUGUAUCGCCAGACUCACUUCGACGAGGGCGUGUUAGUCAGGCAUCUUGUGAAGCUGCAUACUUUAUUGUGGUUCUACAUCAUCUAAAAUCUGUUGUGAUUGCUGUACGGGGAACUGAAACUCCUGAAGACCUCAUAACUGAUGGUUCAUGUAGGGAAUGCCCCCUAUCUGCAGAAGACUUGGAUGGGUUGAUAAAUGGCGAUCAUAAUCACCCAGUUAUCAGGCAAAGUGUAGUAUCAACUUCACAACACUAUGGGCACUCAGGGGUAAUUGAGGCUGCUCGCGAUCUCUUCAUGCAAAUUGAAGGAAGCAAUGGUAGUUCAUCCCAUUGUAGUGGAUUUCUUUCCUCAUUGCUGGGAACUGGAUGUGAAUGUCAUGGGUAUGGUGUUCGCUUAGUAGGGCAUUCCCUUGGAGGAGCUAUUGCUGCAUUGCUAGGAAUAAAGCUAUAUCGCCGAUACCCAAACUUACAUGUCUAUGCAUAUGGGCCCCUGCCAUGUGUGGAUCCAGUCAUAGCAGACGCAUGUUCCGAAUUUGUAACAAGCAUUGUAUACAGUAAUGAAUUUUCAGCACGCCUUUCAGUUGCAUCCAUCCUGAGGCUUCGUGGAGCUGCAAUUAUGUCAAUGUCACAGGAUAACACAACUGAAUGGAGCAUAAUUUCCAAAGUUGCACGCAGAUUUAUGUCCGUGAGCAAGUAUGAAGGAAGUAAGCAUGAGAAAAGAGUUUCAACUUCAGAUUCAAAUUGUAGAGCGUCGACAAAUGAAAAUAUAAAUCACUGCUGCAUCAAUGGGACUCGAUGUAGAAAUGGGAGCAGGGUAGAGGAUCAAGAGUCCUCCCUCCGUCAGAACAUGGACUUCCAGCAUUGUUCUGGUGAUGAAUUUGAUUGUAAUAAUUCAUCAAAUAGUUUUGCCAGUCCUGUUUGUAACUCUUCUGCCAAGGUAAAUUCAUUUGAUGAUCCGAUAUCUGAGUUUAUGGAAGCGGUUUCUUCAUUUAAAGACCAGUCUGCUGGAGAUCUCCCAGAGAUGUUUCUACCAGGUCUUGUAAUUCAUAUAGUACCACAGGAAACUAGCUCCUGUUUGUCUCUAUUUAGAAGCUGGGGAACCCAAGAGAAAAUGUGCAGUUAUGGAGCUUAUAUAGCUGACAGAAAAGCCUUCAAGGAUAUCAUUGUGUCACCAUCAAUGUUCCUCGACCAUCUACCUUGGCGAUGUCACAAUGCCAUGAAAAAAAUACUGGAAAUGCGAAAUGUCCGAGCUCUACUUGGUGCUUCACAAAUGGUGUGAGUACUAAUUGCCAAGGUCAUUUCUGAGCUCAGGUUUCCCUUCUAUGGUUCUACGAGCUGUGUCGAUGAACUUUUGCCCAUUUCUGGGUGGUGCCAAUUGUAUGGAAUCUAGAUAUCAAGCAACAACAGUUGAAAAAUGGGUUCUUUGCCGAGAAAUUAUUAGGUGGUUUAGGAACAUGUGGUCCCGGCCGGCCAAUCCAGGAAGUGCCAUGCAACCAAAAAGUUGAUGAAGCUGACAGAUUUUGUUGCAUGGAAUGUCUUGAUUGGCUAGGACUACCUAAGAUUUUCUCCUUCCUUGCCAGCAUUCAGUCAUUCCUAGAGACAAUUUUAGAGCAAAUGAUUGUUCAGUAUUCCAAAAAUGAUUUUUUGGUUAGUCUUUUCUAAUCUUAUGUUGCUGUAAAUGAACUAAAUUGUUGGUUGACAAUUGGUGAUUAAUUAGUUAACCUUUCAAAAAAAAAAAAAAAAAAAAAUUUGGUGAUUAAUUAAAAGUGAUAUCCUGUGUAUUGAAUUGGAGACUAAACUUUCAGCUAGUUUAUCAAACCAGCUAAGACUCAUUGACUGAUCAUUAUUUAUAUCUCUAAACUUUUCUAUUUUAUGAUUUUGACGCAUUUAUUGACAUAAAAAAAAAAAUAAUUAUACAAAGUAAAAUAGAAAAAUUAAAUGUAAUAUUUUUACAAGUUAAGAACUUAAGGUGAGUGUAGUGAAAAAGGAAAAUGGUAUCUCUCUUAAUUUUAUUUAACAGGAGGAGUUGAACAAGGUUCUCUCUUAUUUGGGUUCCAUCUAAGUGCCUCCACAGAACCUUUGACCCUCGGUUUUAUACUAAGGUACCUAUUUACGCUGCCUAUUUGAUUAGAGGCUUGAAGGUCUCACCUGAAGGGGGUUGGCUUAAGUGGGUAAGUCAUUUGAUCCUAGUGCCUCAUGCAACAUCAUGUCUAAGAUUCAAAUUAUUUU
Molecule: messenger RNA, 3603 nt
Organism: Cornus florida
Lineage: Eukaryota; Viridiplantae; Streptophyta; Magnoliopsida; Cornales; Cornaceae
Exons: 14
Coding region: 353-2653 (766 amino acids)
Biological process (GO): lipid metabolic process
Source: RefSeq, a predicted model, not a curated record